This is a messenger RNA of Ostrea edulis (European flat oyster), 3724 nucleotides long. Its product is annotated as vacuolar protein sorting-associated protein 53 homolog. Gene Ontology annotation, biological process: retrograde transport, endosome to Golgi. The record is from RefSeq and is a predicted model, not a curated record. The transcript has a single exon. Gene Ontology annotation, cellular component: GARP complex. Bases 19 to 2544 code for a protein of 841 amino acids. NCBI's taxonomy places the organism in Eukaryota, Metazoa, Mollusca, Bivalvia, Ostreida, Ostreidae.
CGAUGCUAAUCUUUCAAGAUGGCUGCCAUGGAGGACGAUGAAUUAUUGGAUGACGAACAGUUAGACAGUUUACUCAAUUUCCCACCUGAUAUACAAGAAAUAAUUGAUCAGGUUCUCCCAAGUGAUGAUCCCCUAGACCGUGCUGAUUUCAAUCCCAUAGAUUACAUCAACACACUGUUUCCAACUGAGCAGUCGAUUGUCAACAUUGAUGAUGUAGUUGGGAAAAUGCGAAUGAAGAUACGAAAGCUGGAUGAUGAGAUAAGAGCAGUAGUGAGAGGGCAGACGAAUGCUGGUGAGGAUGGGAGGCUAGCUCUGGAAGAAGCACAGAGGGCAAUACAAGAGCUCUUUUCGAAGAUUAAGGAAAUUAAAGAAAAGGCAGAUAAAUCGGAAGAAAUGGUUAAAGAAAUAACUAGGGACAUCAAGCAACUGGAUCAUGCUAAAAAGAAUUUGACGAGCUCAAUUACAACAUUAAAUCAUCUACACAUGUUAGUGGGAGGUGUAGAUUCGCUUUCGACUAUGGCCAAGAAAAGACAAUAUAGGGAUGUAGCAAAUUUACUUCAAGGAGUUCAAAAUGUGUUGGAACACUUUCAAAAAUACAUGGAAAUUCCACAAAUAAAGCAACUAGCUGACAGAGUCAAACUGAUUCAGUCAAAUCUUGGAUCACAAAUUCUCGCUGAUUUCGAAGAGGCUUUUCAGGGAGCUGGAGCCAAGUAUGGGCCUUCAAAUCAAAGACAGUUAAAAGAGGCAUGUCUUGUUGUUGACGUACUGGAUUCCAAAGUGAAAAAGGAUCUACUCACUUGGUUUGUGAAACUUCAGUUAUCAGAAUAUCUGGUCCUGUUUGGUGAAAAAGAAGAAGUUGCUUGGCUGGACAAAAUAGACAGAAGAUAUGCUUGGAUAAAGAGAACAUUAGUGGACUUUGAAGAAAAAUUUGGUCCCCUGUUUCCUGAAGUUUGGGAGGUGUCUGAAAGAAUAUGUAUUGAGUUCUGUAACAUUACAAGUUCAGAGCUUUCAAGGAUUAUGGCAAGAAGAACACAUGAGAUUGAUGUCAAAUUGUUGCUCUUUGCAAUUCAAAGAACUACCAACUUCGAAGCAUUGAUAGCAAAAAGAUUCACUGGUGUAACAUUAAAUGAAACACAAACUGUGAAGGUUUCCAGCCCCCUGACCAAGUCAUUAAAUCCAUUUGAAGUGUCUACAAACCCAUUUGAGACAGAAUCAGAUCGUGAAACGGGUGCCUCUGAAGAAACAAAGGAACCUGUCAAGCAAGCUGGUUCUCCAUUUACAGGUGUUAUCUCCAGAUGCUUUGAACAACACCUUGAUAUUUACAUUGUUUCACAAGAUAAAAAUUUAACCGAAUUGAUAAACAGAUUUUUGGAGGAUUUAAGGCAGCAUGGUACUCCCAGAAUGGAAACGGAGGAAAGUAGCAAUGUACUGCCCAGCUGUGCAGAUCUAUUUGUGUUCUACAAAAAGUGCAUGGUUCAAUGCUCACAGCUAAGCACAGGCCAACCUAUGAUUGAUCUCACCAAGACAUUCCAAAAAUACCUCAGAGAAUAUGCCAAUAGAGUUCUUCUAAACAAUCUACCCAAAACCUCAAAUCAGAGUGGAGGAAUAAGCUCGGCAUCGGGUCUAAUACAGAGCAUCCUAAAGGAAGGGGAGGUAACAAAGUUUACAGAGGAGGAACAGUGUCGAAUCUGUAGUAUUUUAUGUACAGCAGAAUACUGCAUGGAAACCAGUCAUCAACUGGAGGAGAAACUGAAAGAAAAAGUUGACACUGGCCUCUCUAAUCAGAUAGAUUUGAAUUCAGAGCAAGACACAUUUCAUAAUGUAAUAUCCAACUGUAUACAGUUGCUAGUACAAGAUCUGGAGACAGCCUGUGAUCCAGCACUUACCGCGAUGAGCAAGAUGUCGUGGUCAUCGGUCGAGUCCGUGGGAGAUCAGAGUGGUUACAUAUCUGCCAUCACUGGCCAUCUAAAACAAAAUCUACCAGUCAUAAGGGACAAUCUAGCAUCUUCUCGAAAAUUCUUCACACAGUUUUGCCUGAAGUUUGUCAACUCCUUUAUUCCCAAGUUCAUCAGUCAUCUCUUUAAAUGUAAAAAUAUCAGCACAGUGGCUGCAGAGCAGCUGCUAUUAGACACACACUCUCUCAAGACAAUUCUACUGGACUUACCCUCUCUUGGUUCUCAACUUGUUAGAAAAGCUCCUACCAGUUUUACAAAAAUAGUCGUGAAAGGCAUGACUAGAGCAGAACACAUUCUGAAGGUUGUGAUGUCACCACACGCAGACCAACACAGAUUUGUGGAGAGUUACUAUCGAAUGCUAAGUGAUUCAGACCUAAAUGAAUUCCAAAAAGUGCUUGAAAUGAAGGGAUUGCGUAGGAGUGAGCAGAGUAACAUUUUAGAAAUUUACCGUGCAAAAAUGCCAGUAUCUGCAGCAACGGGAGGAACACAUGGCGAAAUUAAUCACGGAAGUCCAUUACAAACUCAGACCUCUGAACAAGAAUCCAGUAGAAUAAGGAAGCUAGAACGUCUAAUAAAAAAGAGAUUAUAAUCAUACAGUAAAAUACAGUCAUAAUGAACCUCCAGGGACAAUGAGAAACAGUUUGUUAUAACCAAACUUUGUUACUUUAUGUUGUUAUUGAAAGAGGAAAUGUCAAGAAUAAACAAAAAUAGCAAUGAAGUCGACAAAUAUUAUCCCUAGAUACCACAGACCCAAAAUCUAUGUAUCAUUUUAACAAUUUAAUGUCCUGAUUCUGAAAUCCAUGCAAAGUCAUUUAAUAUCCAUGUGUUCUAAAAAUAGCGGGGGGGGGGGGGGGGGGGGGGGGGUGUAGAAAAUGUUGAUAGAUAUAGUGUUUCACACCUCAUAUGACGGACCACAAACCAAGUUAAAUUUUAAAUCUGCUCAGGGAGCAGGUUAAUUUGUUCUUUGUAUUGUUCCCCCACUUUUAAGUUUUUGUUGAAAAUGAAAUGAAUAAAUGUUAUUCAUAAUAAAGUAUAUUCAUUUCAUUAAAGCAAGAUUCCUAAGUAAACCAUAGCUCAGUUUGUUGCAUUAGAAAUAUAGAUGGGAUGAAUAUACAUGUAUAAAUGAAUUCCCUUUACAGUAAGGUAUUGUGGGAUCCACUUUAACAAUUUUAGAAAAAAAAGUUUGAUAUGGGUCAGAUGCAUAAAAGCAUAGUGUACUGAAAUUGGGAAUACAAAAAUACAGUAUUAAUGAAAUCGAAGAGGCAUAGUAUCAAAAUUUAAGCAUACAGUUAUAUAAAACACUGCUCUAAAAUGUCCUCCCAAAAACUUAUUUGUUUGUUUAUAUGAUGUGAUUUAUGUUUCAUUGGAGAUUAUAAACAGAUCUGUAAAUGAGCUGUCUCGAAUACUUGGGGUAACAAGACUGCCAGUUAGAUUUCCUUGGCACAGACAUGGUCCCUUGGUACCCUCUGUGUUUCAUCUUCGCUAGCCAAGGGUUUUCGGGAGCGGAGUGGACCGAAAACCCUUGGCUAGCGAAGAUGUCUGUGUUUGGGACAACAUUUUAUUGAUAUGUUGUUGAACAGGGCAUUUUCAUUCGGUAUUGUUGAGACAAUUCUAGAUUAAUGCCAAUAUAGAAAUCCUUAAGAUAUGUGUAUGUGGUAUUCAUGUGUAUAUGGUAUCGUGUUGUUAUAAUUAUUAUUAUAUAUAAUUGUUAAAAUUGUAUAUGCCCCCGAGGGUCCUUGAUUGGUGAAUGAAUAAAUAUUAUUAUAUCA